AUGGACCUCGAAACUAAAUGCGGGAGACGCGGUCAAACAGGCAGGAGUAAAUUGCAGGUAUCGUCAACUAAUCUGGCCUGGCCCAGAGCGAGAGAAUGGAGGGAACGUCUUAGCCAUCUGCCCCGCAAAAUGGAUCGCCCUGAGGCAAGGGCGCUUCGAAUAUGGACAGACUGCAGACGGGCAGGGCAGAGCGUUGGUGCGGAGACGACCGGGCUGGAAGACGAGUGGGCUGGAGACGGCAAGGUGUGGGCUUUGGGGAUAAAGCUAGCUAGACAGCCACAGUAA
Molecule: messenger RNA, 285 nt
Organism: Protopolystoma xenopodis
Lineage: Eukaryota; Metazoa; Platyhelminthes; Monogenea; Polystomatidea; Polystomatidae
Source: the annotation of a GenBank genome assembly